AUGGCCGCUGUCCAUACCCUGCAUAACAUGACUCUCGGCCAACAAAACAAGAUGUACAACGUCAUCCAACAACAUUCGCCUCAGCAGCCGAACUGUGUGAUCGUCUCCACCGGGAUGAACCAGGCUACGAAGACGGUCAUCCAGAACAAGAGACCUCUGGCGCCGGCACCGGCCCCAGAGCGCACCUCCGUUCUGGUAACCAACAACAGUGAUCCAAGGUGCAAGAGGAAAAUCCAAUUCAUGCCGUACGGGGCUUCCCCUCAGCAGCCGGCCUCCGUUGCCAGGAGGAACGCUCGCGAAAGAAACCGUGUUAAACAAGUGAACAAUGGAUUCGCCACCCUCAGGCAGCACAUCCCUGCCAGCGUUGCCGCCGCCUUCAGUCCACCUGGAAUUCCUACAGGUGGUCGAGGCGCCAGCAAAAAGCUGAGCAAAGUUGACACCCUUCGUCUGGCAGUCGAAUACAUCAGGAGUCUGCAGCAGAUGAUCGACGACCACGAGACCGAGUUGUCCUCGCAAAGUGGAAGUGAACACAACGUUAUGGACAGUAGAUACUACUCGAGCAGUCCUGAGACGAUGAACCAUCAACAAUACACCUACCCCGUCAUGCUACCAACUCCAGCCUGUUCAGAGGCCUCCACCUCUCCGACACCGUCCCACAGCUCGGACGGAUCCCUUAACCACAACACCGCCUACGUUCCGAACAUCCUCUACCAUAAUCAUCAAGACAACUACGAAAACUACGACCCCAAGAGCCCCGAAGACGAAGAGCUCCUCGAUGCCAUAUUCUCAUGGCAGCACGACUAA
Molecule: messenger RNA, 804 nt
Organism: Nicrophorus vespilloides
Lineage: Eukaryota; Metazoa; Arthropoda; Insecta; Coleoptera; Silphidae
Gene: Ash
Product: achaete-scute homolog 1a-like
Exons: 1
Coding region: 1-804 (267 amino acids)
Biological process (GO): regulation of transcription by RNA polymerase II; developmental process
Molecular function (GO): DNA-binding transcription factor activity, RNA polymerase II-specific; protein dimerization activity; RNA polymerase II transcription regulatory region sequence-specific DNA binding
Source: RefSeq, a predicted model, not a curated record